Molecule: messenger RNA, 2656 nt
Organism: Rana temporaria (common frog)
Lineage: Eukaryota; Metazoa; Chordata; Amphibia; Anura; Ranidae
Gene: ZNF395
Product: zinc finger protein 395
Exons: 11
Coding region: 238-1962 (574 amino acids)
Biological process (GO): regulation of transcription by RNA polymerase II
Cellular component (GO): nucleus
Molecular function (GO): RNA polymerase II cis-regulatory region sequence-specific DNA binding; DNA-binding transcription factor activity
Source: RefSeq, a predicted model, not a curated record
CAGCGGCGGAGGGCCGAGCAUGUGGGCAGCUUGUUUACAAGUAAGAGCUGUAUCGGCUGUAACCCGGCCGGCGGGAGGAGGAGGCGAGGCGGAGACGAGAGGCUGUUAGCGGGAGGGGGCGCUACGGACAUGUAAGGCUCGGGAUCCCGCAGACGUACACCUUCACCCGCGGGGAGAGAGAGAGGACCGACACCGGACACAGAUCGGACGUGUGUGUGUGUGCAGGCUGCAGCCAACAUGGCGAGCAUAUUAUCUAAACGGCUUGGGAAGAGGUCUCUGCUUGGAGCCCGGGUGUGCACUACCCCAAUGUUAUCCGCAGACUGCAUGACGGUGGAGUCGGCGGGAGACCUUGCCGUUUCAGCUCAACUAGGAGCUUAUGAGGGUGGAUGCUACAAAGAGUGCUUGGAGGAGGUCAUGUUUCCCACCAACUUGUCCACCAACCGCUUCAAGCUGUACCCAGGACAAAAGGUGUACAUCACCCACAACGGAAAGGAAUGGGUCGGUUUGGUGGAGCAGCACAAUCACGUCGACGACGAAGUGAAGAUUUUCGUUCUGGAACUGGGGCUCCACCUUUGCAGGAAGACAGAGGACGUCCGUCUCGUGGAGACCCCCAGAGCCACGAGCAUGCCGAUGGAGCAGACUCUGUCCACCAGCCCUGCAGGGCCUGCCAGCGUGGCUCAGAGAUCAGUGUCUUGCAGCAUUGAUGUCCCCAAGAGGGCGGCUGCUCCUCACUAUGGAGGAGCAAUGGAGCCCCCCUUGGAGAGCAUCCUUGUCAACAUGGGGAGUACAUUCUCGUCAUCGUAUCUGUAUGCCAGAAUGAAUGAACUCCUGAACAUGCGCAGGAAUUGUCUUAUGCCAUGCCCGCUAAUCAAGACUGCUCAAAACUUGGCGGAAGCUGGGCAGGAGAUGCUGGCAAGAGACCUCUCCGAGGUCGAAUGGUUGGAGCAAAGGAGAUCAGAUGCCGUAGAGAUGGAUGAAAUGAUGGCAGCUAUGGUCCUCACCAGCUUGUCCUGCAGCCCAAUCGUCCAGAGUCCCCCCUGCAGUGACCUCAUUCCAACCCCUCGAGUGACCUGCGACCUCUGGAAGGAAAGCGGCGAUGUGUCGGACAGUGGGAGCAGUACAACCAGUGGGCACUGGAGUGCAGAGUGUGGCGCCUCCACGCCUUCCCCUCCUCACACCGAAGCCAGCCCCAAGUAUACAAACGAGGCGUUCAGCGCUUCCCAUGUGGAUGAAGGCUUUGAGACAGACCCCGAUCCUUUCCUUCUGGACGAGCCUGCCCCACGCAAGAGAAAGAACUCUGUGAAGAUCAUGUACAAGUGUCUGUGGCCAAACUGCGGAAAGCUUCUGCGCUCCAUCGUUGGCAUUAAGCGCCACGUGAAAACCCAGCACCUCGGCGAUGGAGCAGAUUCCGACCAGCGUAAGAGAGAGGAGGAUUUUUACUACACCGAGGUCCAGCUGAAAGAGGAAGCGGAAGCAGAGAGCACACCCAAGAGCCCGAGCACGGCCACCACUCCGCUCCUCAUCCAGCCGGUGACACCCAAACCUGACACUCUGGCUCUGGAGGUGCCCGGUUUGGAGUCUCCUCUUCCAACUGCGCUCAGUCAAUCGGCCCCGGGCUCCUUCUGGCACAUCCAGGCCGAUCAUGCCUAUCAGGCUCUGCCUUCCAUCCAGAUCCCGGUCUCCCCUCAUAUCUUCACCAGUAUAAGCUGGGCAGCCGCUCCCUCCGCUCUCCCCACCCUGUCUCCAAUCCGAAGCCGGUCAUUGAGUUUUAGUGAGCAACAGCAGCAGACACAAUCCAUAAAGUCGCAUCUGAUUGUGGCUUCGCCCCCUCGGGCCACCAAUGGGAGCAGGAAAGUUCGCGGUGAAGCAAAGAAGUGCCGUAAGGUUUACGGGAUCGAACACCGGGACCAGUGGUGCACCGCCUGCCGGUGGAAAAAGGCCUGUCAGAGGUUCCUGGACUGACAGGCCGCACAUACGCACAUCUGCUUAGAGGUGGAAAGGCUUCAGUAUCUAAAGGGCUCAUAGAGUCCACAUGGAGCAAACUCUAAGAGAAGGGUGGUGACUAAAGACUGUUUUGACUUGUAAAUUCCAAAAAAAACCUGUACAACAUUGUAUGUUUUUGCCAGAUUUUUUUUUUUUAAAGCUCUCCAUUUUGUUUUUAAAAUAGACUGUAGGGGUCUCCUUCUCCUUUUUUUUUUUAUUUUUUUAUUUUUUGCUUAAUGGACGUGCAGGGACCAAAAUGUAUGAACUUCUUUUAACGAUCCCGUCUGUCACUACAGUUUUUCAUAAAGAAAUAUCAAGAUACCCGUCCGUUUGUAAUAUAGUGUCUGCUCACCCAAUCUGCUUGUAAAAUGUCCUGAACAUGCUACAGUAUUUGAGAUUUUUGAGCUUAUUUUUUUUUUUUUUUGUUCUUUACUUUUUUUUUGUUUGUUUUUCCUGAUUCAGAAAAGUGUGCCAGGUUUGGCUUUUUGGGUUGCAAACUGUACACCAGUCAUAUUGUAAUUUUACAUACUGGGUGCUGGGGGGGGUUUUAAUUUUGGAUACAAAUAUUAUAUUUGUGGUGCUGUCUCGGAGAAAAAAAGAAGUGGGCGCGGUCAUGAGAUUUUAUGAAAUGACAUUUCUGUGACUUAUUAAAAAGCUGAUCUUAUUUUUGAAA